AUGUUGCCGAGGAUUUUGGUGGCCGUUCAGAUAUUGCACGCCGUCGUGUUGGCUGAAAUCCUGAAACCCACCUGGCACCAGUACUAUUACCCGGGACAUCACGCUUACGGUAUACGGUAUUUUGAAAAGCUGGCUUCGAUGCGAGAGAACUUCCAGAAGGGAAUACCAUACAACAAAUGGGGAUUUUACAACCGAGUAGACACUGCGUCGGUGACGGAGAGCAAAAAGACACGAAGACUGCGAGUGGGCAGUGGAUGGUGGAAGCUGGUUCCACCGACGGGCGCCGAGAUAAAUUGUGAAUUUCCGAGUACUGUACCGGUGAUAUCUAACAUCGUGUGGGAACGAGUGGACCCGGGCAAAGCGGACAAGGAGAUGGCCAUGAGGCGAAUGGGCGAGGUGCAGACGUACGACAUGCACCUGAGGCCCAAAGGCAGCACGUUGCAUUUCCACGACGUGACGCCCCUGGACAAGGGCCUUUACAGGUGUCUGGCGUCGUCCGUGGACAGGCUGACGGGCGAACCGCAGACGGUGUUUCAAGACACUGACUUCUACCCGGAUGUGGUCUGA
Molecule: messenger RNA, 567 nt
Organism: Macrosiphum euphorbiae (potato aphid)
Lineage: Eukaryota; Metazoa; Arthropoda; Insecta; Hemiptera; Aphididae
Source: the annotation of a GenBank genome assembly